Melopsittacus undulatus (budgerigar) is the source of this 2628-nucleotide messenger RNA. It is a transcript of the gene SKOR2, whose product is annotated as SKI family transcriptional corepressor 2. The transcript is spliced from 7 exons. Gene Ontology annotation, cellular component: transcription regulator complex; nucleus. Gene Ontology annotation, molecular function: RNA polymerase II cis-regulatory region sequence-specific DNA binding; SMAD binding; DNA-binding transcription factor activity, RNA polymerase II-specific. NCBI's taxonomy places the organism in Eukaryota, Metazoa, Chordata, Aves, Psittaciformes, Psittaculidae. Bases 1 to 2628 code for a protein of 875 amino acids. The record is from RefSeq and is a predicted model, not a curated record. Gene Ontology annotation, biological process: negative regulation of transcription by RNA polymerase II; negative regulation of BMP signaling pathway.
AUGGCGAGCAGCCCGCUGCCCGGCCCCACCGACAUCUUGCUGCCGUCGCCGUCCAGCGCGUACCCACCGGAUUCCAUGAACCAGCCGAGAGCCGGCCACGCCACUAUGAAGCCCAACCAGGUGGGGCAGGUGAUCCUCUACGGCAUCCCCAUCGUCUCCCUGGUCAUCGACGGGCAAGAGCGGUUGUGUCUGGCGCAGAUCUCCAACACCCUCCUCAAAAACUUUAGCUAUAACGAAAUCCACAAUCGUCGGGUGGCCCUGGGCAUCACCUGCGUGCAAUGUACGCCGGUGCAGCUGGAGAUCCUUCGCCGGGCGGGGGCCAUGCCCAUCUCCUCCCGCCGCUGCGGCAUGAUCACCAAGAGGGAAGCAGAGCGGCUCUGCAAGUCGUUCCUGGGGGAGAACCGGCCCCCAAAAUUGCCGGAUAACUUCGCCUUCGACGUGUCACAUGAGUGCGCCUGGGGCUGCCGCGGUAGCUUCAUCCCGGCCCGCUACAACAGCUCCCGGGCCAAGUGCAUCAAGUGCAGCUACUGCAGCAUGUACUUCUCCCCCAACAAGUUCAUCUUUCACUCCCACCGCACGCCGGACGCCAAGUACACCCAGCCCGACGCCGCCAACUUCAACUCCUGGCGCCGCCACCUGAAGCUCACCGACAAAAGCCCCCAGGACGAGCUGGUCUUCGCCUGGGAGGAUGUCAAGGCCAUGUUCAACGGCGGCAGCCGCAAGCGGGCCCUGCCGCCAGCACCGCCGGCCCCCGCCGCCGCUGCCCCCGCCGCCUGCCACCCGCUGGGCUCAGUGAAGGCUGCGGCCGCCGUGGUGGGCGGCGGGUUGCUGAGCCCGCACCUCUUGGCCGCCCCGCCGGAGCUGCACCAGAAACGUCCGCGCUUCGAGGAGGAUGAGGAGCUGCAAGAAGCCGUGGCGGCGGCGGCGCACGGUGGGAAGAGCCCACGGAGCUACCCUGUCAUCCCAGUGCCCAGCAAGGGCUCCUUCGGCGGCGUGCUCCAGAAGUUCCCGGGCUGCGGGGGGCUCUUCCCGCACCCCUACGGCUUCCCCGCCGCCGCCUUCGGCCUCUGCCAUAAGAAGGAAGAAGGCGGCGGCAGUGGGGCCGAUGCCCUCGGCGGGGCGGCAGCGCACAAAGCCGGUGGGGCGGCUGCGGGCGGCGGCCUCUCGGGGCUCUUUUGGCCUGGUAGAAAGGACGCCGCCUUCUACCCGCCCUUCUGCAUGUUCUGGCCGCCCCGUACACCCGGCGGGCUGCCGGUGCCUACCUACCUGCAGCCGCCGCCGCAGCCCCCCGGUGCCCUGGGCUGCUCCCUGGGAGACGGGGCCGGCUUGCUGCGACAGGCCUUCCUGGACCUGUCAGAGCCCAGCGGCGAGACGGGGGGCGCGGGGCUGGGCACCGGGGCCCCGGGGAUGGGCACCCCGCCAGCCUCCGCCCCGCCGCCCGCCGCCGCCGCCGCCGCAGCCGCCGCCAGGGACCCGCUGUUCGAGUCGCCCCCUGGCGGCAGCGCGGAGCCCUCCUCUCCGUCCGCUUCCGAGGGCACCGGCGGCGGGCGGGUCCCCACGCACCAUCCGCACCUGCUGGAAGGGGCAGGCGGGCGCAAGGGGGGCGGGGGAUACCACCACUCCAGCGCCUUCCGUCCGGUGGGCGGUAAGGAAGACUCGGAGAGCUUGGCCAAGCUGCACGGCGGCGGCCCGGCCCGCUCCUCCUCGCCGCCGCUACAGCUCCUGCUGCCGCCGCCGCCGCCGCCACCCGAGGAGGCGGGAUGCGAUCGCCAUCCGCUACCCCCGCCACCGCACACCCCGCACCGCCUCCUGUCCCCCGGCGGCACCAGCUGUAGCUUCGCCAGCGAAGACAGCAGCGAGGAGGAGGAGGACGAGGAGGAGGAAGAUGAGCCCGAGGUGGACGUCGAGGGGCACAAACCCCCUGAAGAGGAGGAAGAAGACGAGGAGGAGGAGAACGGCGAGGAAGACCCUCGCGGCGGAGACACCUUGGCUGCCAGCAGCCGCUUCGCUCCCGGCCGGGGCUUACCGGAGAAGAGCGGGCGGGAGCGCCCCGUCGGCGGCCCUUUCCCCCGGCCGCCCGGUGAUGAGAAGCCCGGAGAAGGCCAAGCCCCGCCGCAGCCGACUGCCAGGGUGGGCAGCAGCGGCAGCAGUCCGGCGCACCACCCUGCACUGGAGGAGCCGGCCUCCUACAAAGAUAAUCAGAAGAGCAAGGAAAGUAAUCAGGUCGUCAUGCCCACGAAAGAGGACACCUUUUCAGAUAAGAACAAGGAGCAUAAUUUUUUCAUCACAGACUCAGAACCUUCAGGAGGAGACUUUUGGAGAGAUAUAGCAGGUGAACAUACCCAAGAAACCAAUUCACCUCAUUCACUAAAGAAGGAUGUGGAAAACAUGGGGAAAGAGGAACUCCAGAAGGUUUUGUUUGAACAGAUCGACUUACGGAGGAGACUAGAACAGGAGUUCCAGGUGUUGAAAGGAAAUGCGUCUUUCCCAGUCUUCAAUAAUUUUCAAGAUCAGAUGAAGCGGGAACUGGCGUACAGAGAAGAAAUGGUACAGCAGUUACAAAUUAUUCCCUAUGCAGCAAGCUUGAUCAGGAAAGAAAAGCUCGGCGCACACCUCAGCAAAAGCUAA